This is a messenger RNA of Rhodamnia argentea, 1257 nucleotides long. Its product is annotated as WAT1-related protein At4g30420-like. Gene Ontology annotation, molecular function: transmembrane transporter activity. Gene Ontology annotation, cellular component: plasma membrane. The record is from RefSeq and is a predicted model, not a curated record. The transcript is spliced from 7 exons. NCBI's taxonomy places the organism in Eukaryota, Viridiplantae, Streptophyta, Magnoliopsida, Myrtales, Myrtaceae. Bases 136 to 1257 code for a protein of 373 amino acids.
UAACAGUCACAACUUUCUCUGUGUCUCCGGUUUGUCAGAAGAGUAAAUUCCUUGUUCCACACUGCUUAUAAUCUGUCAGCCUGUGUGGCUUCAGAUUGAGGCUGAGUGAUACCAUUUGAGAAGACAAGAGAAAGGAUGGGUGGUUUUGAGGAUUACAAGCCUGUCAUGGCCAUGUCUGGCCUGCAGUUCGCUUAUGCAGCUCUUACUUUGCUCGCUAGAGCUUCUUUUCUACAAGGGGUGAGCCCUAGAGUCUUUGUUGUGUAUAGACAAGCCACAGCCACACUUUUCAUUUCACCUAUUGCCUUCCUAGGGAGGACUUCACUGGGAUGGAAGAGCUUCUCUUUGAUAUUCUUGGCAUCUCUCAUUGGGGUAGCAAUCAAUCAAAACAUUUACUAUGAGGGUAUGUACUUAGCAUCAUCGUCGAUCGCUAGUGCAACAAACAACGUUAUCCCUGCAACCACAUUUCUGCUGGCGUCUGCUCUUGGAAUGGAGAAGGUUAAUGGAAGAAGUCUAAGAAGCGUAGCCAAGAUAUUGGGCACGGCAGUCUGCGUUGGCGGAGCGAUUGUUAUGGCGUUGCUCAGGGGACCAAAGCUUCUAAACGCAGAGUUCCAUCUACGCUCAAGGUCUAUUUUUGCUGCUGAAGGUGACAGUUGGUUGCUGGGUUGCGUAUUUCUCUUGGGAAGCGCUUGUUGCUGGUCGAUUUGGUUGAUUCUGCAGGUCCCAAUGUCGGCAAGCCAUCCUGACCAUCUAUCUCUAUCGGCUUGGAUGUGUUUUAUGUCCACAAUUCAAUGUGCAAUCAUUACAUUAUUCCUCGAACAAGAUCCUGAAGCAUGGAAGAUCCAUUCCAACCUCGGAAUAGCUGCUAUUCUAUAUUCUGGAAUUGUAGGAUCCGGAAUUUCUUUCUUCAUCCAGUCGUGGUGCAUUUCCCAAAGAGGCCCUCUCUUCUCCUCGACGUUCAUCCCUCUGAGCACUGUUAUCGUAACCAUUUUUGCUGCUAUAUUUCUGCACGAAGAAAUAUAUACUGGAAGCCUGGCAGGUGCAAUUGCGGUAGUAGCUGGCUUAUAUUUAGUGCUAUGGGGUAAAGCUAAUGACGGUGAGAUCAAUGAACAGACACAGCCCAACCUUCAAAUUGAUUGUGCUCACAUCGUAAAGCCAUCUACCAAUGAGUCGAUACUGGAGAAGCCGUCAAGAGGUAAAUGUGAUUCAUCAGAACCUCUUUUAUCAGAAAAAUCGUCUGAUAAAACAAGCCCUGUCUAG